GUGCUGGGCGUGGGAGGGCGAACGCCUGCGCACCGUCUCUUUUCCUGGGCAGCUCUGCGGUCAUGGAUGGGUUCCAGAAGGUGGAGAAGAUCGGAGAGGGUACCUAUGGAGUGGUGUACAAGGCCAAGAACAAGGAGACGGGGCAGCUCGUGGCCCUCAAGAAGAUCAGGCUGGACUUGGAGACCGAGGGUGUCCCAAGCACUGCCAUCAGAGAGAUCUCUCUGCUCAAGGAACUCAAGCACCCCAACAUCGUCAGGCUGCUGGACGUGGUGCACAGUGAGAAGAAGCUUUAUCUGGUUUUCGAGUUCCUCAGCCAGGACCUGAAGAAGUACAUGGACUCCACCCCGGGCUCUGAGCUCCCCUUGCACUUGGUCAAGAACUACCUCUUCCAGCUGCUUCAGGGGGUGAAUUUCUGCCACUCCCACCGCGUCAUCCACCGAGACCUGAAGCCCCAGAAUCUCCUCAUCAAUGAGUUGGGAGCCAUCAAGCUGGCCGACUUUGGGCUGGCUCGAGCCUUUGGGGUGCCUUUGCGCACUUACACCCACGAGGUGGUGACCCUGUGGUAUCGUGCCCCCGAGAUCCUCCUGGGCAGCAAGUUCUAUUCGACAGCUGUGGACGUCUGGAGCAUCGGCUGCAUCUUCGCAGAGAUGGUAACUCGCAGAGCUCUGUUUCCGGGUGACUCUGAGAUUGACCAGCUCUUUCGUAUUUUUCGGACCCUGGGGACACCCAGUGAAGCCACAUGGCCAGGAGUCACUCAGCUGCCUGAUUAUAAGGGCAGCUUCCCCAAGUGGACUGGGAAGAGGCUGGAGGAGAUCGUGCCCAGCCUGGAGCCGGAGGGCAAGGACCUGCUCAUGCAACUCCUGCAGUACGAUCCCAGCCGGAGGAUCUCGGCCAAGGCGGCCCUCGCCCACCCCUACUUCUCCUCCACCGAGCCCUCCCCGGCCUCCCGCCAGUGUUUGCUGGAACACUUUUGCCGUUGA
Elephantulus edwardii (Cape elephant shrew) is the source of this 980-nucleotide messenger RNA. It is a transcript of the gene CDK3, whose product is annotated as cyclin-dependent kinase 3. The transcript is spliced from 7 exons. Gene Ontology annotation, cellular component: nucleus; cyclin-dependent protein kinase holoenzyme complex; cytoplasm. Bases 63 to 980 code for a protein of 305 amino acids. The record is from RefSeq and is a predicted model, not a curated record. Gene Ontology annotation, molecular function: cyclin-dependent protein serine/threonine kinase activity; ATP binding; cyclin binding. Gene Ontology annotation, biological process: regulation of gene expression; signal transduction; G1/S transition of mitotic cell cycle. NCBI's taxonomy places the organism in Eukaryota, Metazoa, Chordata, Mammalia, Macroscelidea, Macroscelididae.